UUUAAUUACUUCCAACUGGUGCGAUGGAAGCGAAACUAGCAAAAUCCGUUUCGUUAAAUGUUUUGUUUGGAAUGUCGCAAACACUGGUCCGUUCCCCGUAUGUCAAUGUUGAAGAAAAAUAGUGAUUUCCCCUAGCAGCAAAGUGCGAAUACGAUUUUCCAAAGUGUGAAAAGUGUCCAUGAAAAGUUCGUGUUCGAAAGUGUGUUCGUGUGAAACGAGAAAGAAGAUGCUGAAGAUGUGAGAUGAAACAGUAAAGCAAAGUUCGAUUUGGGAAAAAUAUUUCCGAUCAACUUUGCCUUCGAUCAACAUUCUACCUUUGAGGGUGAUACGCCCGAACAAAAAUAUUAGUAUAGGAGGCAUAUCGUGUCCCUUCGCGUGGAAGCGUAGGUGCCAGUGCAGGAAGGCCACCAAAAGAGGCUCUCCCUAUAAAAAUAUAUUCUCAUCAUCAUAAUCAUUACCGUCGUCGUCAAAAUCAAAAUGGCUGCUAUUGCCUUCACUCGUCGUCAUCGUCGUUUUGCUGCUGCUGCUGGUGCAAGAUUCUCACUCAUCACGGUUCUCUCGCAGUUCACGGGAUACGCGGUGUUGUGUGCGUGUGAAAAUAGUGCCCCAUAUGAAUGGAUUGGUGCCGCUCGGUGCUGAUACCACUGAACGCACGUACACAGUUUUGACGGCACUUGCGUCAUGACGAAAACAGAAACUCGCUCCGUUCCAAAGUGAAUCUUCUGAAAGGGCUUAGCGGACAAAGAAACGUAAACAAGUUCACGUUCACCAUUUCCUCGCCGGGAAUAUGAGUUUACUUGUGUGUACCGGAACUUGGGAUCAGUGCACAGCGGCAGGUUCUUGGUGGGCAAUCUAAUUUUUCGUCAUUUUCAGCCGAAACAGAUGGAAACGAUGCAUUAUGAUUCAAUGGCGGCCGAUAGUGACGGUGAUCAACAAAAUAACAGCAGCAGUGCUACGCUGAAAGCGGUUGUCAUUUGCGAAGGCAAUCUCCACGAUCCCGAUUUUCAAGCGCGAUUAGAGGGCUUAGUCGCCAGAUUAACCACACUGGUGAAGGAGCCAACGGAUGACGGGAAGCUCGAGGUUGACAAGGUCGAACCAUGGAACAGCGUACGUGUCACCUUGUCUAUACCCAAAGAAGCGGCAGUGAAGCUACGAAGGCUCGCCGCCGAGGGGAACAGUGCUCUGCGGGCUCUUGGUAUACUUUCUGUUCAACUAGAGGGCGACACCGUACUAUCGCUAAGGCUGGUUGGGCAGGAAAUUGUGUUGAGAACGGAUAACUCGACCACCACAGGCCCAACUACUGCUAACAACGGGAACAGUGGCUUGGGAGAACUGACACGGAUUCUUUCCCAGCAGCAAAGUCACCAGCAGCAUCAUCAUGUUCAACUACAGCAUGGCCAGCAACUAUCUUUAUCCCAUGAACCUAUGGCAGGUCCUUCGAAGGCUCCUCCUCAUGUACAGCACAAGCCAACGCUUCCACCUGCUACUCCCGUGCCCGUAACUGCUGCAACCCCGAUAGUAAAUGGACCCGCUACUGUGGAUGGUGCUGUGUUCAAGUCCCCAAACACCAUUUGUCCCAUGGAUGGCAAAUUGCCAGUCCCCAUUCCGAAUGUCGUAGAGAGCUGCGAAUAUCCAUUCGAGAGCAUGACCCAGGCGAGGGUUAUACAGCGACGGGAAAAUACCCUCGGUAUUGUUCCGACUGCAGGUCCAAGUGGUGUCGCAAAAGCGUCAUUAGUGCCUAAUAGUAAUCAUUUCGUGGCACCAAACCCACCACCGCCUCCACCUCCACCUUCGUACCAAGCAGCAAUAGCAGCGGUUUCUACGAUAAAAAGUGGCCCGGCAAGUGUUGGUGCUGUUGGAGGUUCUGCCACCACCGGAAGCAUAGGAAAUGUGGCAAUGACUAGUCCACUGUUGGUGAAUUUGUUGCAAAAUGAAAGUGUUAUUCCGCAGAGUUUGACAUCCACGUCGAAAAUAGUGCCGCUAAUAAAGCAAGAGCUUAUAACAGCGGGUGUUACAAGUGCGAACACGAUUCUUGGAAAGGCUUCGGCCGUGAUUGGAAUUACGUCCAAUUCUAAUCUUGUGAACGUUAUCAAUGACAAUGAACAAAUUGUGAAUAGUGGUGGUCGUCAGACACCAACGUGUGCCGUAACAAAUAGUACUAACAAUCCAGUGCAACCAGUGAUCGUGAAUAACAGUGGAGUCACAGUGACAGUUACACAAACGGCAGCAGCCCCUAUAACGUCAAAUAGUGCAGUGACCGCACAGCAUACACUUUUAGUGAACAACUCUAACGCUGGUGUUGUGCCAAUUGUCACGGGACCGGUAACCGGACCAACGAUCAGUGCUAGUGCUAAUACAAAUCUUAAUAUAAUGACAAACAAUAGUAACAUAACCAAUACCGCUAGUAACAAUCAGAAUGUUUUGAAUGUACCGCCUUCUCUAGUAACUCCACCAAUAUCAGUGCCUUCUUCAAGUAAAAACGUUAGCGUGCAACAACAACAACCAAGAAUAAAUUGUGGCUCCAGUGGAGCUGGCAUGAUAAGGCCUUCCACGACUCAACAAGCUCUGCGAUCUCAGUCGAUGGGAGUGGGGAUCGUUCAACAACAACAACAACAACAACAACAGCGACCACAUUUAUUGACCCUGCAUCAGACGCAUUCCCAGCAGAUAAACAUAAGUCGAUUUUCAGUCCAGCAACAUCAGAACAUACCUUUCAGACAACCAUCAGCACCUCAAAUGCAACCACAACAACAACAACCAACACCGGCGAACUCUCGAUGGGCAGCACCGGUGUCUAUGGAUUCUGCCACGAAAUCUAGCUAUCAGGAGUUCACUCGGUAUCAAAUGCAAUACAAUCUCAGUCAACAGCAGUUGAACAAACAACCGCAAAAUGCAACACCGGCUGGGAAUAGCGACCUUCUCGGCCUCGGCAGUCUGAGUGAUCUACCGGAUUUUGGGAAGAACGAUCUAGAUUCGCUUCUACCAACAUUGAAUUCUGCCGAUCUUGAUGGAGCUUUCCUUGACGGAUUAGACCUCGAUCUUGAGCAGUCAUUGACACCCACCGGAGGCCCGUUGGCAAAACCAGAGCGAAAAUGGAAACAGCAGUGUUUGAUUAAUCCUUUGACUGGUGAACUGGAAGAAACACAGAUAGAGGAAAGUGCCGAAGAGAAUGAUGAGGAUGCUUCGAAGAACUUUCCGGAAUUUCACUCGGAAAUGUCGAACUCGUUGUACUCUGACGAUGACACCUCUUGUAGUACUGGUUUCUCGAAGUUCACCUCGGACGUUAGUGAUACGGAACGAUCUAUUCCAGUGGAAGGUGCGAGCUCGGGAGGGCUUAGCAACGCAUUGCAUGGAGCAGCUAAUGCUUCGCUUGGUAAACUUGGUAAACCUGGUAAAGUGAAAAAAGAAAAACUGAAAGACGGAACUAAGAGUGCGUCAAAAACGAAGGAAAAGAAACCACGUGAGAAGAAAUCGGCUUUAUCUCUGAAACAGGUGAAGACUAAAGCAAAAAUUGUUUCCACCGAAAGUGGCGGUGAAUCGCCCGGAAGUCAAGAGAAAAUCAAGCUUCGCUUGAAACUAGAAAAAUCGGAAUCCAUUAGUGUCAGUUUGGUGCAACCUCAACCAAUUAGUGGCAGCAGCGUCAGUGGUUUGAGUAGCAGUAAAAAAGUGCAAUCGUCACAGGUGUUGAUAGGAAGCUCCAGUACGCAUAGCGGUUUUGGAAAUAUUACUAGUGCAUCGGCGGUUAGCGUUGGCAUGGCAUCAUUGCAGACGUCCCUAUCCGCAAGUUCGCUCUCUCCUUCUUCACCUGCCUUGUCUGUUGUUAGUUGUUUAACGCAACAACAUCAACAGCACCAACAGUCAUUGUCUCAGCAAGCUCUUAAUAGUGCAUUCACUGGUACGAAUAACAGUGCUGGAAUUACUACCUCCAACAGUAGUGCGAGUUUGCAAACACCGUCUCCCGCUGGCGAGGAGCUACGUGUGCCCCCUUUACACAUAAGUUUAAGAGGGAAAAAUUCAGUGGUUAUUAAAAAUUCGAGAAAAGACCGGAAGAAAAGUCAAAGUAGUGAGGAGAACAGCGAUGGGAACAAUUUUCAGCAUAGCAAAAAGAAUGCAAUUAAAAGAAGUAGCCAUUCCACUGACAGUCGGUUAACAGUGGUCAUGACGAGCGACGCCAGUAUUCGGUUGAAACUUGAAGACUCAGGAGUGUCUGCAACACCUGGAUCUUCUUCUAUGCCAUCAUCGCCGAAUCAUCACAAUCACAUAAGUAUUGGCAAUAGUGGAACUGGUUGUGCAACGACUACUUCUAUUGUAAAUUCAAAAGUGAAAUCGAAUAAAAUAGAAGAUCUGAAUCAUCCCACGGUCAUAGGAAGCGAGCUGAUCGGUUCGGAGCAUCAUCAUAAACGAUGCGCAGCCGACUCUGUGCACAGUCCGAAUGGGUUGAUGUGUCCGGAGAAGAAACGACGCCUUAGCAGUGGCCCUAGCGGUAAUCAACAGCAAACCAGCUCAAUCGAUGAUCUGAGUGUGAAUUCGAGCAGUACCAGUGCGGCCACCAGUAUAAACGAGAUCAAUGAAAUCUACGAAACACUAAUCUCGACCACUGCAAGUGGUCCUAUUGGAUCGACAAACGUUGGCACGUUGCCACAUUCGUCGCUCCUAGCAGCGGCAACGUCGUCAGCAAAAAACUUGAAGAGCUCCAGCACGAACAACAGUAUCAACAACAACAACGCGUUUGGCAAAUGCAUUAGCAACAACAAAACUCUUGUAAAGCCAGCGCAGUCGAGCCCAACGACGUCGUCUGUGUCCUCGCCUGGAGCUCUAGCAGCUGCACCAAAUACUUUGAGCUCGACACAGUCCUCAAAACUAUCGUCUUCAUCUCCUUCAUCGGAAGCAUCCGAGAGUGGGAAGCUCUCAAGUGAAAGAAAUUCCGAUAUAUCCGGUGGGGAGACCGAUGGAAAGGACACCGAAUGUAGCAGAAAAAGCUGCGAUAUAGCAACCACUACCUCAGGUUUAGAACUAUCUGUGAAUCAGCGAAUAAACAACACCCAUCACCAUCAUCACAAUCGGCCACCCGAGAAAAUGGGCGAUUCCCUUCCGAACUGCGACCCAUCGACAACUCCGCUCCAAGUUCCAACGAUAGCCAAUGCCGGUGGACAUAUGUUGGGACAAGGAGUACGUGGCUCACCUGGUUCUCAGGCCCAGGGCGAAGACAGUGGCAUCGAAUCGAUGGAUGCACUGUCGGAGAAAAGUCCUCACCAACUGUCCCACAGUCCACAAGGGAAUGAGCCAAACAAAUUACUCAGGAUGGAUAGCCCUAAAGCGAAAGUAGCUGUGACUGUCGAUCCGAAGGAACUGCUGAAGGUCGACUGUACCAGUAACAACAACAACAGUCACGUGAACUUGGAUGAGUACAUAGACAUCGAGGCAGCACUAGCUAAAAUGGAAGGUUUGAACGACAUACAAGUGGCUGCAACCACCGAACGCACGGCGAAAUUGAACGGCGACCAUUCUACGCUAAUGCAACCGGCAAAGCAAGAGUUGGAUCUUCUCGACCACAAUACUCUCAUGAAACUUGAUAGCGCAAAUCUUAGCAAAAUUCUCGACGACAUCGACGACGAUGAGCUGGUGAUGUCGGAUACUGCUUUAAAGGGGAAUAGUGUCGAAGUGUCUUCCAGUGAAAUAAUAUCCCUAGAGCAGAAGUCAGCCGGGUUAACCGGAAAAGAGGCAGAAGACUGGUAUGAGAAGGCAGGGAAAAGGCAACAGCAACAGCAGCAGCAGCAGCAAACGGAGGAGGAAGCAAAUGAUAUACUCACUAAUAGUAGUAACAAUAAUCUUGCGGACAAGGCCGAGAUUAAGCUGGAUACCAAGCAACUUGUGCUAGAUGAUUGUUGUAGCAAUAAGGAGGUGUUAAGUUUAAAAAACGAAUGUGAUAGUAAGGUAAUUGACUGUAAAUCUGUAAUUAAAAUUGAUUCCGAGGAGGCUAUCGUUAAUAAUAUAAAACAGGAACAGAGCGGUAACAAAGCAAAUGCCGAAAACAGUAACAGCAAAACGUUGGUUGCUGAAUUGGGGGAGCAAACACAUGCGGAGAAAGUUACUUUCAACGCUCAAGUAUCUUGUGUAGAGCUAAAGGAACUGAAAGUUGGAGAUUUAAACAAUAUUGCUGAGCCUAAGCCACGCCACGAACAGCCACCACUGUACAGCUAUUCUAGUGAGAAAGCUCGUGAGCGUCGAUCGGCUGCCAGCUCUACUUCUUCAACUUCCUCGACCCCUACCGUCAUGGAAAUUAUAGAUUUGGAUGAUUCUGGCAAAUCUAAUGAUGUUGAGCAUCUACCGAAUCAACCACAAAAUAAGGAGAUUCAUUCGCCACUUUCAAUUGAUAUUCCUUUACAUCCAGAAUCCGGCGAAAAUCGAGUUAGGACACGAGCGUCGAGCAAGCUAGAAAGUCCUUUAGAGCCACCUCGGCAGAGUCCUUCAGUUGAUUCUCCAGCUGCGGAAAGGUUGAAAAGCACCACCAAACAAUCUGAAAAAAGUUCUAAUGCAAACACAACCGCACCCGUUAGUGGUGACCGAAUGAGCCCGAAAACGCUUUUAAAAUCUAGCAAACGAAAACGUCAGGGUUCAGAGAGCUCAACUCAAUCUUGCAUCAGUGAUGACAUACCAAGCCGUGCGAAAAAGCCUCGAAAGGCAGCGGCUGCUGUGGCAUGCGCUGAAAAGCCGAAGAAAGCUAACGCAAGUCGCAGUGUACAAAAGAGAAAGACAGCGUCUCCUCCAAACACAACAGUCAUGCCGGCUACGACUCCAACGGUAGAAGACUCAUCUGACAGUGAUGAGCCUUUGAUUGAGAUAGCGGGUAAAUUUCGAAAUUCUAAACUAACUAAACCAAGUUCUUCUUCUACUACCACUUCUUCUACAAAUUCUACUACUUCGUCUACAACACCAUCAUCAACCUACUCCUCAUCCUCCUCUACAACAGGUACCAGUAUUGGAUCGUCGACCUCGUCUGCGGCAUUGAUAACUGAGAAAGAGAAAACACUUCGAAAUCACAAGACACCGACAAAUUCCAAAGCUAGCGGUAGUAGCUCGCAUAACACAUCCGUGUCAUCGGCGUCAUCGAAUAGUGCUGGCUCGGGUGGUACGACUGUUCAUAGAUCCAAUGCUCUGCUCAAAUCUGCGCAUCAUGCCUCGGCUUCGGUAAAUACCAAUGCAACUUCGGUUUCGGACGAAAAGAUUAGUACCCGUAGAAGCGUUCGAAUGACCACAUCAACGCUAUCGACAGCCGCCAUGAAUAGCAAGGCUAAAGCAAAUGCCUCGACUGUUUCAGCAGUUCAACAUUCUGUUACUAGUAGUGCCAGCUCGGAUAACCAGAAAGAAUCCGUGAACCAUCACAACGCAUCUCAGCACAAAAGUAAUCAUCAUGUAAAUCAUCAGCACUCGUCUGCAAGUAAUCCCAAGGUUGUCGUAUCGGCGGGGGAUUCAAAAACUGCUGCAGGAAGUAUAGCUUUAGCGGCUACUGAACCCAGCACUACCACCACGAUGGAGGUGCGGCGAAAAACAAGGAGUGCGGGCCUAGACCCCACCACAGAGGGUCGACGGAGACGAGUUUCCCGCGACAGCAAGUGACCAAUCGCUUGCGCCUCAACCGACAGUAGUUGCAGUGACACUACCACCGGUCUUGUUCGUCGUCGCAGCAGUCGUCAGUUGUAUGAUUCGCAUCAACGAGAGAAGCAUCGUUUUCUGUAUUCACACUUCUUCGAGCACUCUGACGAGGAAGAUCUUGAAGAGGAUGAACCAGAUGACUAUGAUUACAAUGCCGGGGCGGAAGAGCAUAACAAUAAUGUUGUCGUUGACGUUCUUGGAAGCGAAGGCGAAAUGCUGCCAGACGAGAACAGCAAACAUAGCAACUGUAGUGAUCCGCUACUAAGCGAAGAGGUUGAUCCUCUUUCGUCUUGCGAGCCAUUGGCAGGCGUGAAUGUUGGCGGUAGCAAUAACAAGACGGUAGUUGAGGCGCAAUACAAUGGAAGAGCAAUUCGAUCGAAGCAUAAUAUGUCCAGUACGUUCGCCGGUGGAGGCGGCGGCGGCGAUGAAAACAAUACUGGAACCCACGAUGAUGGAGAUUCGUAUGCUAGUGAAAUCCUCCUUACGACCAACAGUGAUUGCAGUCUAGAUGAGUUCGUGUCGUCGGAUGACGAUAGCAAUCUAGAAAUAUCUGUGGUAACUAUAUCUCUAUACUGAUGAAGAGUACAGUUUUCUUUUUUGUGUGUGUAUAAUCCGACUGUUUGUAUCGUUUGACAAAUGGUUGUGAACCUGUUUAUUUGCUAUACAUAUUUUAUGAGACGAGUCAACUAAACGUCUGUAAAGUGUCUUAUUGUGCAUACAAAUGGGUUUAUCUAUAUGGUUCAAAAUACAAUAUUGGAAAACGUAAUUCCACGAUUGAAGCUGUCACGGUUCCAAAUUAUCACUUUUGAUUGAAGUCUUCGAUCUUCUUGGGAAGAGUCACUCUUAUCAAGAAGUUCAAUUGUGCAUUGGAGAAAACGUAUACGUUUCAGUAAGUCACAUCUAGUAUUUGAUUCAGCUUGCAUUCACCACUUAAUUGUGCGAUCGUGGAAUAUGUUGACAUUCCGGAGCAUAAUUGUAGAUUUAAAGAGACCAAUAGUUCUGGAUGAUUUGCUUGCACUAAUUACAGGCGAACGAUAUCAAGUAUUCAUUUAAAUUUGCUACUUAUUUAUAUUACAGCACAUAAAAGAUACCAUAAUAACAGAAUGGAACAGUGAACAGCAAAUAUUGCUGGAACGAUUCUGUAAAACAGCGUAUGUAAAUUUCUAGACUAUUUGUCUCGGUCUGUUAUAUUUUGAGAUGUAAAAUGAAUGGGUAUGUAUCGCGUAAUCUAAACACUUACAUUUGUAAGUCGGAAAAAUUGUUAGAAUAACAAAUCAAUAAGAAUACUAUCCCAAGUUAGGACACCGUGGCAUGGAGCACAGAUCAGUUGAAUACUAACAAUAGAAAUCUCGUUUAGUUUUUUUAGAAAUCAAACGCUUAAGUUUUCGGAUCACAAUGGAUAAAAGCGCGAUGGGGAAGCAAUUGAUGAACAGUUGGAUAAUCGCUUUGUCUUUUGAGUGUGAUGUCUGUAAAUCGACCGACAAUUAAUGUUGUGGAGAUACAGGAAUGACCAGAACACAAAAAUGCAUUUCAUCAGAAUUAUUUUGAACUGAUCGAAUAUUGUUCGGGUAUUAUCAAUUUUGUUAUAACUUCAAUGAAUCGCCGAACUGAAAUUAUUUGCUUCAGACAAGAUCAUCAAUGUAUAGAGACAUCAUUUCUGGACGUAUUGUCAUGGAUAACGGUUUCUUAGAGAAGGAAAUGCAAUAUUGUGUUUAUUUUGAUACAAUUGAGUCAGUGAUAUAAUGGAAAAGUUUUAAAGUUUUUUUGUAAGGACUUCCAUGCACUAUGUAUAUGGGUCCAUAAAUACUAUUCCUGAACGAGCACAACUACCGUAACUCCUUUAUAUUCUGCGCAGUUGAGACUUUUCAAAGUUUGAACCAUUUUGUAACCAAAAUAUAUGCACCAUAUCACAAAACAGUUAAUGCGGUCUUGAAACUAUAUCAUUAGUACUAAAUAUAUGCCACGGACUUCUUCAAACGUUUCGUAUCAAUCCGAAGCCCUGCUCUACAUGCCAUGGUUACUCACUGGACAAUGCUUUUUUCCUCUUCCUUUCGGAAAACUGAAUGCUUUCUAGGGGCGUUCCACGUUACCAUUCAGUUUCAGUUGUGUACGGUGAGUACUUUCUGGGGUUCUUUGAUAUUUCAUUGAUCGACGUUUUGAAGAACUUUUCGUUGUCAUCUGACGGGAAUAGUGUAGAUUUUCCCAUGGUCAACCUUGUUUCAUCCAUAAACGAAACAUUAACAACCUGAUUCUGCACGUUAUAAAUCCUCUUUUUCUGAAAGUUGAUUUGUUUUAAUCAUUUCAAAUAAGUCACAUUCGGAUACAAAACAUUUAAAAUUCACUGAUAAAUUUCGGAUCUGCAAUACAUUUUUCGUUAAUUUGGGGAGAAGAAAGAAUUCGUUGCGUCUUAGCGUCGAUGCUAACAGGAACAAAAAUAUGACAUUUUAAGUGAUGUCAGAUUUGUUUUUAAUAUUUUUUCCUGUACUACUCAAUUUUUUUCGGUGAAUUAUCGGGUGAUAACAAAGACAAAGAACAAUCUAACUAUUCAACAGUAUUAAUACGCACAACCAAUAGUUAAUUGGUGUAUUUAGUCACGAAACACGAAACACGAAAGUGCGCAGAGUUAGGGUGAGUUACGGUAGCUUUUUUUUGUCAAUCUCACGAGAUUUAUUCUAGUACCAAAGUUCUGCAAAUUGUACUACACUGUUCGCUGUUCGUAAACAUGUUUGUGUAAAAAAUUUCAUUGAACAUAAACUGCGUGGUGCAUAUUCGAUCUGAAUCUUCACGAAUGGAUAAAAACAAAGUAUUCAGAAGAGAGCCAGGCACUAAAUUAUAUUUUGGAAGGUACGUAAUAUACCCGAGCAGAAAAGUAGAUUUCUCUUCAAACUUGUGUUAUGCUUUUCGGUUAUUGCAAUGCAUAGGAAAAAUUUAUUGCGUAUUUGGAUCUACCUUCAGCAAUACGGUUGAAAUCACUCACGGACAUUUGUCGAAAAAAAUAGAUAGUCUGCUACUCCCGUCGUAGGUUGCUGCGAUCGAACACAGGAACACCAAAUUGUAGAACAAGAAGUCAUCCAUGCACAUUCACACAAUUUACGCAAACACUCACACGUGUGCUGACACAGAGAGACAUACUUAGUUAAGUUUAGAAUGCAACUCACUAAGAUUUAUUCAACAAACGCUCUGUAUUUACUGAUCAUGUAUACACAACCUAUUUCAUAUUAUUAUAGCAUACAAAAAAGAACGCUAAGAAUCAGAAAUAAAUUAUUGAAUUAAUUAAUACUACAAAUUACAUUUAUUAAGAUCGAAAUAUCAUUAAAAAACACGUUACAAACAAAACAACGUCAAUGUCGAAUUGAACGUUGGAUGUUGGGAGUGACAGAGAAAAAAGCUAUUUUAAGAAACAUACACAGAGAAAAUACAAGAAAAAAAAUCGAAGUUAAAAACGUAAUUGAAAUGAUAAUAUUUAUGAAUAUUAAAUUUAAUUUAAUUAGUACACGAACACACACACACACACAUUUAUGCAAUUUAACGUAUUUGCUUCCCGAACAGCUACUGCUGCUGAGUGGCAAGUGCGAGCGAAACAUUAUUUGUACAUUAUUCACAUGUAAAUUUAACUGGUAUUAACUAGUAUGUGACACACCUCUAGAACGCAACCCCUCCCACAUACGAUCGUUCAUUCAUUGAUUUUAGAUCACACGAGUAAGCAUUCAUUCCUUUUCUUAUAUAUAUAUAUAUUUUUUUCUUUCAUUAGUUCUAUUCGUUGCUAUCUCACUUUGUUCUUUCUCAAAGAGAGUUCAAUGUUACACUUUCCUCUAUAUGUACAAUUGCCAGGAAAUAAAAUAAAACAGAUUCACAAAUAUACACACUAACGUGAGAGCAUAACGAGAAUGAAGGAAAAAUGGUGAAAAUAGCGUAAAUUUAUCGGGUAAGUGUAUGAUCUAGAGAAGAUGCAAAAAAUGAUAUACAUACAUUUACAAAAAAAAAAAACAAAAAAUAAAGCAGAUUAUAAAAUAUAUAAAAAUGGAAAAUAUUAAGAGCGAAAAUAUAUACAUAGUAAUAUUAAAUAACAAGUAAGGAGACAAAUGGAUGAAAUAAGAAUGAAAGUAAACAGUAAGUAAGAAAUUUGUAAUAUUUGUAGAUUUGUUUGUGGACAGGUUAAUAAUCUAAGCUCUAAAUAUAAAUAUUGUUGAAUAGAUAUAUCGUAAAAUUGUGUUAAAAGAAAAUGAAAUGUUGUUUUAUUUGAAAAAUACACAAAAUCUGGAUAAUAAUACAAUACAUAUAAAUAAUAAAUAACAAUGAUCAAA
Molecule: messenger RNA, 11957 nt
Organism: Toxorhynchites rutilus septentrionalis
Lineage: Eukaryota; Metazoa; Arthropoda; Insecta; Diptera; Culicidae
Gene: Ncoa6
Product: serine-rich adhesin for platelets
Exons: 5
Coding region: 883-7617 (2244 amino acids)
Biological process (GO): positive regulation of transcription by RNA polymerase II; carbohydrate metabolic process
Cellular component (GO): transcription regulator complex; nucleus; histone methyltransferase complex
Molecular function (GO): hydrolase activity, hydrolyzing O-glycosyl compounds
Source: RefSeq, a predicted model, not a curated record